AGAGACUAAGGCAGAUUUACGCUAGCCGGGCAGCUCGCCGUCUCGGACAAGACCAUAUCGAGGAAGCACAUCACGAUUCAAGUCGACAGUGUCCCUGAAGGUGGUGGGGUAUGAUUGCGUUUGACGGACACGAGAUGGUACGAUUGGGGUUAACUUGGUGUUUACAGCGCAACCUCCGUUCGCGGUCCUCCGUCACAAUCGAGGACCUCAAUUCGAAAAAAGGAACGCUGUUGAAUGGCGUCCAGAUACGCGGGCAGAAGAAAACACUCUCAGAGGAUGUGAACGAGCUGAAGUUGGGCAUGUGCCCAAAGCUUGUCCGCAUACGAUGGAAUCCGGUUGUUCUCAGCUUCUCCUUUACCGCAAAGGAACUCCGUUUGGACCCGUGGACGAGGCUGCGCGACAGCCUGGAGCAGCUCGACAUCAAAUAUUCGGCCGAUUAUGUUCCAGAUACUACCCACGUCGUCUCAAAAAAGCGCAACACAUCAAAAGGGCUGCAAGCAUUGAUCAACGGACGGUAUAUUGUCACUGAUAGCUUCAUCAAUGCGAUAGUGGACGCGGCUACUGUUCCUGACAAUGCGGAGGAGGGCUCGCCUAGCGCACUGGAAGUCGAUUUCGAAUCCUCUUGGCCGAAUCCCAUCGACCACCUGCCACCCCGCGGCGAGGAGCCCCUAGAUCGACCGCCCGAUGUGUACUCACCCAACGACAAGCGGCAGGAAGUGUUUGACGGGUAUACAUUUGUCUUUUACGAAAAGAAGCAAUAUGAGAACCUGUUUCCCGCCAUCACUGCCGGAAGAGGUAAAGCCCUGCUCAAGGACGUCAUUCCUGGCGAAACAGAUGUGGAGGACUUCAUUCGAUAUGUAAAAAGCGUUGCCGGCGAAAAGGGGUUGGGAUCUUUCGAAGAUGGCAGCGAGGGUAAGGGGGUGGUUGUCGUGCGAUACAUGCCAAAGAGCGAGGAUCAUGAGUGGUAUGCUCAGUUCUUGACUUCUUUUGCUCAGCGGCUCGAUCACCGCCCGAUUGAUCAACGAGAGUUUCUCGAAGCCAUCCUUGAUUGCAACGCUUCCAUGCUCCGCCGACCUCUUGAAGAAGCCAGUCAACCCUCGUCGGGGAGGGCAGGCGGUCAGAUACCUACCGUUAACGCAGGAGACUGUAUGGAUGUCGACCAACCGGGUUCUCAACCUCGAGCGUCGCCGGAAGCCGCUGCACAAGCCGCUGCACAACCGGAACCCGUGCCUGGACCUAGACCUGGACGGGGUCGAAGAGCUGGCCGGAGCCGUUUCAAAGGCUUUGAUUUCGACGACGGGGAAGAGCUUGCGGGAGAAGUCACCCCAGUGGAUGCUCCUGAGCAGCUCCAAACGGCUGCUGCAUCCCAGGACAGUUUGUUCGUCUCUCAGCACCAAAAGCCGAUGCUUCCAGUGGAGGAAAUCGUUGGCGAGGAGGGCCCAACCCGGCAGACACAACGGAAACGCCCCUUGUCUCCGGUCCCCGAGCACGACACAUCGGCACUGCUAGAUGAGAUUGCGCCGACAGCGGCAGCUGCCAAACGCCGGCGGAUCGAGUCAGGGCAAGAACCGCUCCCUCCUCCCCCCGAGCCUGAACCGGCGUCACAGCCUAGCGGAGACGAAGAAAUGGCUCCGGCUUCUCCCAAAGGGAAGCCGAAGAAGGGCCAAGCGAAAGGGAAAGGAAAGAAGAUAAAGGAAGAAGAUGACAUCCUGGAGCUUGCACGCCGCCAGCGUGAAGAAGCCGAGGCUCGAGCAGCUGCGCAGCGCAAAGAACUUGAGGAACUUCCGGAUGAUGGAAUCGACUACGCUGCGAUCCGAGCAUUGCACAUCAUUGAAGAAUGCGAGGUUCACUUUCCCGAGACUGGCAGGAAUGGCCGCAGCCGGGAGCAGGAUAUUGCCGACGGCCGGUGGGAUCCGCGAUGGAAUGGACGCAAGAACUUCAAGCGGUUUCGCAAACAAGGCGAACCAGUCGGCCGCCAACCACCUCGCAUCAUCAUUCCGCUGGAGGAGGUCAAACCGAAAGAGUACGGUAUCGGGGACGACUACUGGCUCGAGGAUGACAGCGGGCGGCGUAAGGAAGACAACCGGCCCGGGUCGCAAAAUCAAACCCAGCAGUCGUCGGAGGGGAGGUCUGGCAGUCUGGGCAUGGGCAAGGAGAAGGAGGUCGCGCCCAGGCCUGCAAUACGGCGGACCAUUUUGGCCAUUGACAGUAGUGACGAGGAGGAGCGGAGUGAGCUCUCUGGGAUGCCGGAGGACAGCGCCCUGCCUGAAUCGGAACCCCCUAGAAGCCGGGCGGCCAAGGCUGCUGAGAAGGCGAACUCACAACGCGCCCGGUCGCAGACACACACACAGUCGCAAAGCCAGGCGGGGUCAUCCCACAAGCGGCCCGCACCAGUUGACUCGAAUCAAGAGGGGGCGGCGAAGAGGCCGCGGAGGGGCCUCGGGCCGCCGAGUGACGACGACAGCGAUGACAGUGAUGACGAGCUCAAAUUUCGGUUUGGGAGGCGAAGGUAGUCCUAGCACAGCUCAUUAGAACCUCUGCAGUUGAUCAUGACAAAGACAUGUAUUGCAUAUAUGUUCCAUUGGCCUUGUCUAUGGGUAUCAUCUCGGUUCAAAUCUAAACAGCAACCCG
Molecule: messenger RNA, 2631 nt
Organism: Thermothelomyces thermophilus ATCC 42464
Lineage: Eukaryota; Fungi; Ascomycota; Sordariomycetes; Sordariales; Chaetomiaceae
Exons: 2
Coding region: 135-2513 (792 amino acids)
Biological process (GO): mitotic G2 DNA damage checkpoint signaling; double-strand break repair via homologous recombination
Cellular component (GO): Mre11 complex
Molecular function (GO): damaged DNA binding
Source: RefSeq, a predicted model, not a curated record